AUGUUUUUUUGUAGUGACACAAUCGUGAUUUCUGAAUGGUAUGCGAGAGAUGCGAUGGACAUAAUCACUGAGGCUCUUGAAUCCGGAGGCGAUCCAGACUUGUCUGUGGCCUAUACCAUUAAUGGUCAACCCGGAGACAGUUAUACAUGCUCUAAUGAUUCGACGUACAAUAUAACGGUGGUGCAAGGAAAAACGUAUCUCCUCCGGAUCAUCCAUUCGGGGUUGAACGAAGAGAUGUUCUUCGGCAUAGCGGAGCACAAUAUCACUGUGGUCGGAAUGGAUGGAGCAUAUUUGAAGCCACUUAAUACCGAUUACCUCAUGAUAACUCCCGGUCAAACGAUGGACGUUUUGGUCACCGCAAACCAAACCCCCGAUCGCUACUACAUGGUAUUCAGUCCAUUUGUGGACACCAAUGCCCCGUCCAACGAAAACGUCACAAGGGGGAUAUUCGAAUACAAUGGCACUUAUAACCACUCGGAGACUCCCGUGUUACCCGUGCUUCCAGGUUUUACCAACAAGAGUGACGCUGGAAACUUCACUAUUUGGUUGAGGAGUUUAAAUAGCAUAGAACAUCCGUCCACGGUUCCGACCAACAUCACGAGGAACGUUACCAUCACGGUGUCUGUGAAUCAGCAGCCAUGUCCUGCUAAUAAAACUUGUACUGGUCCAGACGGCGCUAUGCAUUCGGCAAGUUUGAACAACAUAAGUUUUUGGGCUCCAUCAAUUAGCAUUCUCCAAGCAUACUACAAUAAUAUAAGUGGAGUCUACAACAAAACUUUUCCGAAUAAACCACCUUUCGUGUUCGACUACACCGGAGACGUAUCUGCCUUAGGGGAAGCAGCCAAUGUGAGCACCGAAGUGUUGAUGAUUAACUAUAAUGAAGAGGUCGAAAUAAGAUUCCAAGGGACCAAUUUUGGGGCAGCGGAAAAUCACCCCAUGCAUUUACAUGGCUAUAGCUUUUACGUCGUCGGAAUGGGCGAUGGAAAUUUCAACGACUCCUAUGUAUCGGAUUAUAAUACAGUAGAUCCACCCUAUAUUAACACUAUUGGACUUCCCAAAAACGGGUGGACAGUGAUCAGAUUCAAAGCUGAUAAUCCAGGAGUGUGGUUCAUGCACUGUCACUUAGAACGCCAUGCAAGCUGGGGAAUGGACACAGUCCUUGUCAUCAGGGAUGGGACGAACGACGAUCAGAAGGUGCUUCCGCCACCCGAAGACAUGCCUCCUUGUUCCGGAUCAUAAUUAGGAUGUUGUUUGCUUUGAGUUCUUAGGA
Messenger RNA from Syzygium oleosum, 1270 nucleotides. RefSeq names its product laccase-14-like. NCBI's taxonomy places the organism in Eukaryota, Viridiplantae, Streptophyta, Magnoliopsida, Myrtales, Myrtaceae. Gene Ontology annotation, molecular function: copper ion binding; oxidoreductase activity. The transcript is spliced from 5 exons. The coding region runs from base 1 to 1239 and encodes 412 amino acids. The record is from RefSeq and is a predicted model, not a curated record.